This is a messenger RNA of Paramuricea clavata, 601 nucleotides long. The record is from the annotation of a GenBank genome assembly. NCBI's taxonomy places the organism in Eukaryota, Metazoa, Cnidaria, Anthozoa, Malacalcyonacea, Plexauridae.
GGGUUUGUUGAAAGAUAGAACUGAUUAUCCACUGACAGUCAUUUAUAUUCCACUGAGAUGGUGUGGAUAUGCAUACAAACUGUUUGAAUCUUUGUUGGGUAUUAAACAAUAUUACCCAGACGGUGCACUAGAAAUCCCUGAGAACAGGCUCUUUGCACAGUUUCAUGCCUCUCAAACCAAACAGAUGAAAGAACAAAUCCUGCGACAACUGUGUUCUGGCACUAGCACUGUCAGAGUUAUCUUUGCUACUGUUGCCAUGGGAAUGGGAGUAGACAUACCAUCCAUUCUCAAUGUGAUUCACAUUGGUCCACCAUGCAGUGUCAAGGCCUAUUUUCAGGAGACUGGAAGAGCUGGAAGGGAUGACAAACCUGCACGGGCCAUUUUGCAUUACAACAAUAGAGAUAUAGCAAAGAACAGGGCUGGAAUGCAAGAUGAUAUGAGAACUUUUUGUAAAAGUAUUGACACUUGUCUGAGAUUGUUAUUGCUCAAGUCACUUGACCAUGAGGAAACCAUGGUUGACCUACCUCACCUCUGCUGCAGCAUAUGUGCAAAAAAGUGUGAGUGCCCACAAUGUUUGUGUGACCUUAUGCAGAAUCUGUAA